CGAUCCAGACACAAAGUCGCCGGCUGUCGUCAACGUUGAGCGUCACCGAGACCCGGAAAACUUGUUUGUACGAUCUUCAUGUGGAAAAGCAAGGUGAGUAAUUGUUCACAUCUGGUUAAACACAGCGUCGAUUAAACAAGUCGACGUCGAUUCGAUGUUCAUUCCUCGCUGGGAAUUUCUCGCGUUAGAUUAGCCGGCGAAGCGUAUGUUAUAUUAUAUCUUUCAUCCAUCGAAAAAGUAUGGAGGAAUGUUCUCGAGUAAAUACAAUUCUGUGAAUAGCAUGAAAUAUUGAAUUAUUCCCAGGAUUCUCGCGUACCGUCGAUGUAUACGUUGCCUUGUCAGUGCCGAUGUCUCGUCUGUGUUGACUUUUUAUAAACAAACACUACGUCACCGUCUAUUUUUGAAAGCUUUAGUGCUGUCGAUAUCCCAUGAGACAAGCUAACACAACGCGUGACUUCUCUCCUGUCAACAUCGUGAGUUACAUAAAAGUCUAACUGGAGACAACGCGGGGAAGAUCUCUUCGCGGCGAGGCGAUGUUACAAUCUCACUAUGCCGAAGUUUCUCAACUUGAAAAAUCGUCAACUUCGCUGGAUGGAUGUUGCCGGUGCAAUAUCGAGACGCGAUCGCCGCGUCCCACCAACACACCAGGUCGUUCGCGUCGCUUUUCGAUGUCGGACACAUGAUGCAGACGCGCGUCGCCGGCAAAGACGCCGGAGAAUACCUGGAAUCGUUAACCACGUGCGACCUGAAGAGCAUGAAGAACGGCGCCGCGACUCUGACGGUUUUCACUAACGACAAAGGCGGGAUCCUCGACGAUCUGAUCAUCACCAAAGACGACGAAGGCAAGUACUUCGUCGUGUCGAACGCGGGGAGGCGGGACGAGGAUAGUCAGCUUCUUCGAGAGCGUCAAGAGGAUUUCAAGAGAAUCGGCAAAAACGUGUUCGUCGACUUUCUGGAUCCUCUGCGGCAAGGUCUGGUAGCUCUUCAAGGUCCCACAGCGGCUGCCGCUCUGCAAACCUUGGUAAAAAUCGAUCUUCAGACUCUGAAGUUCAUGAACAGCGUGAGAACCGAGGCAGCGGGCAGCCGGGUUAGGAUCUCACGGUGCGGGUAUACCGGCGAAGACGGCUUCGAGAUCUCGGUACCUGCGAAGGACGCUGUGGAUCUAGUCGAGAGAAUCCUGGAAAUUCCCGAUGUGAAACUAGCCGGUUUAGGAGCGAGGGACAGUCUAAGACUCGAGGCUGGACUCUGUUUGUACGGUAACGACAUCGACGCGGACACCACGCCAGUCGAGGCUGCCCUCACAUGGUUAAUAGCAAAAGGGCGAAGGGUCGAGGCCAACUUCCCAGGUGCGGAGCGGAUAUUGUCGCAGAUCAAAAUGGGCGCCACGGUAAAACGAGUCGGGCUAUUACUGGGUCAAGGACCACCUGCCAGGCAAGGAGCAUCUAUAUUAACGCCGGAAGGUGAACGUGUGGGCAAAGUGACUUCCGGCGGACCAAGUCCGACCUUGGGUCGGUCAAUUGCCAUGGGAUACAUACCGUCAGAUUUGGCGCAAUUUGGAGGCGGCGUGCUGGUCGAGGUCCGAGGGAAAACCUAUAAGGCCACCGUGACCAGGAUGCCCUUUGUGAAGACGAAUUAUUACACUGGCAAAUGACACUCGUGCCGAUCUCACGCAAUGAAAACUGGUUUACUUCCAACGAAAUUGUAGGAUACAUGGAGAGGUUUAUUUGUUAACGAUGAACUGCGAAGAAAAUCGAAAAUUUUCAUCAAUUUAUUAUUCAGCCUCGUUCAAUUGUUAGUCUUGUUCGAAUGUUAGUCUUUUUUUUUAUAAAUAUUUAAUGCACAAUAAAUUAUUACCC
Dinoponera quadriceps is the source of this 1856-nucleotide messenger RNA. RefSeq names its product aminomethyltransferase, mitochondrial. The transcript has 5 exons. Lineage: Eukaryota; Metazoa; Arthropoda; Insecta; Hymenoptera; Formicidae. Gene Ontology annotation, cellular component: mitochondrion. Gene Ontology annotation, molecular function: protein binding; aminomethyltransferase activity. The coding region runs from base 596 to 1651 and encodes 351 amino acids. The record is from RefSeq and is a predicted model, not a curated record. Gene Ontology annotation, biological process: glycine catabolic process.